UGACGGGUUUCCACGGCAAAAUCCAAACGCCAAAUUUGAUUGCAAUAUUAUUCGUGGCCUCAUCGUUAAGACUCUCGAAGGAACUGGCAGGUGCUUAUAUUAUAAAUUCUCAAGAUAAACACGAAGAUUGGAGGUAGAAUAGAGAAACAACAUUGGAUGGAUCAACAAACAUUGCGUCGUUGACGAGAAAGCCAUUUCGAUGCCAACACGAACGAUCGAAUGACAGUUACGAUGUUUCAAGAAAUGUUGUUCGGGGUAAAUUUAAUCGAAGAAACACUUCUAAUUUGGUGAGGAACCUUUUUCCCCUUCGUUAAAACAUCAGUCUGAUUAUCCUAUCAAAGGAUUUGCACGACUGGAAGAAUCAACUAAUGACCUAACAAGAGGACCUUCGAGUAACUAGGCAUUUGUUUACAACCGACAAUAACGCAACAAUUAAUUGUAUUUAUGUAUGGCUUGUACGUGGUUAUCUAGGCAAUCAGCAAAGUCAUUUCCAAUUCAUUAAUCUUUGAUGAGUUGAAUAUUCUUUACUUUUUGUUGAAGAAGGUCAUAGCAAGAUGUCUUCUCGUGCUGGGGGUCGAAAUGCCAGCACCAGCUCAUCUUCAGACGUGAUGAACUCCUUGACUGCAAGUCGUGUUGCUGCGACGUACUUCGAUAAAAUAGAACGCUAUGAGCUGCAAGAGAGUCUUGCUUAUUAUUCUAGUGACUGGCUCUUGUCGACCGAGGAUACAAAGAUAAGUGUGGACCCCCCAGUAGGGUUGAUAUCUGGAAUACAAAUAUCCAGUAACUUAGACAAUUGUUUGGUACUCAUACCACACGAGGAGGGAAUAGAGCCCUUGGAACUCAGAGAAAUGCAUCAAAUCGUUAGAGAAUUAGUCAUGGGAAUUUAUGUAUUGAAUCAGACUCCUUCUAUUUGUCUGGAGGCGAAUUAUGAUUGUAGUACUUCAUGUCAAAUCCCUCCAGCAUACUAUGACACCAGAGUGGGUCAGAUCAUGGUUGAGGUAGACUACAUGAUGAAAAGCCUGUGGCAUGGAGCUUACUUUCCUAAGGAUAAAAGAACAAAGUUUGUGGAGCGUUGGAGGCAGGCUGUGAAUUUAAACACCAUGACUGGAGUCCCUGAGACUCGGCGAAGUCUGGAAUUGGUUUGGACAGAGGCUGGUAUUCAAGAUCUCUCCAAGGACCCAGAGUUUACAAAAGCAUAUGAGAGUCUUCCAGUUGACAACAAAGAUGAUCUAACUGUUGCUGAAGAACGGAAGAACUUUAUGAAGAAUGUUGAUGAUUUGGCUUUGAAAAUGACUUUCAAACAGAAGACAAUUAAUCAGCACCAGAACAUGUUUCUGUUGGACUCUGAUUAUCACAUAAGUAGUGUGGUGAGGUCUGACAAGCUAGACCAGCAAAGUUAUGAAAAACUUCAAAGAAGACUAACCAUUCAUCAGGAAUUCAUCAGAAAAUAUCUUCCAUUAAAAGCAGAGAUACACUGCUUGUUAGUCUUGUUGAAAUUCAUUAGCUUCAUGGUGCCAUUCUUAGUCGCAAUCAAGAAACGUUGCAAAGUCCCUGACGUAACAAAGCUCCUUCCUUCUUUCACUUUUGAAGAAUGCAAGACUGAAAGAGAAUUCCCACCAUUGAUGUUGAGGAAGGAAUUCACAUGCAAAAAUUUUGACAGUUCUGAGAAGUAUUUCCAUCUUCAUGGAGGUAUAUAUUUUGACAGGGAGACUGGAAGCACACAGAAAAUCAAUGAACAAAUAAUUGCCCAGAAAGAGCACUUGGAAUAUACCGCCUCAGAUGACUAUAAUAAAAUAAUAACCAGUGAUACUGUGAUGUUGGAGAGCUAUCCAAUCAAACCUAUAAAGAUUGACAACAAGAGUUACUAUGUCUUAAAUAUCAGCUUGGAGACGUAUUAUCCAUCAUCACCAAAGCAUCCUCUGUGGAUUCAUGCUCAUUAUGAUGAAAUUUCCAAACUGAAGCCCAAGAGGCUACCCAUUCCUGAGCUCCAGAUUCACGAGCAGUAUAAAAAAAGAUAUGGGUACCAGAGAACUGUCAAGCUAAAACAAAUUCCUGCUGGCUUACAGGCAAGUGCAAUCAGAGGGCUAGUGGCUAUAUUUUAUACCAUGUGUCGUAAGCUCCCRCCCUCCAGGCUGAAUACACAAGAUUCCAAUGGGUUAUCUUUGAUCCACCAUGCCGCAAUGUUCAACAGACCACAAAUGAUUACCAUGUUGGUUGUUAUGGGAUUUGAUGUCAAUGUACGCCGUUACAACAACAUCUCAUCUCAGGGAGUCAGCCCUCUUCACCUUGCAGCAAGGUGUGGAGCUUUGGAUAGUCUCACAUGUUUGAUUGCAUACAGGGCAGAUGUCUCUAUCUUUGAUGAUCAAGGCUGGGCACCUAUUCAUUAUGCUGCAUACUAUAACCAUGUAGAUUGCCUAAUGCAUCUAGUGCACAAAGAGCCAAAACUUCUUGAGAUAACUUCUACUGAUGAUACCCUGUCCACUCCUAUACUUCUUGCAGCAUCAAGUGGAGCAUUAGAUGUCAUAAAGUGUCUCAUUGAUGCCAAAGCAUGUUACACUGUUACCAAUUGCCAAGGCAAUGGAGUUGUUCACCUUGCCGCUCUUCACUUUCAUACUAAUGUCUUAGAGUACUUCAUUGAAUGGAGUAAUCAAGAGCUCCCUGUAUGGGAUAUCCUGGUAGGAAUGCUCAAAUCAGAAGAUCUCAGCCGCAAGGAAAGUGCUAUCAAAUGCAUGGAGGUCUUAUCCGUUGCCAAGGAGACAAACUGGAAGUCUAUCCUUUAUGCUGGUGGCAUACCUGCACUUGUUGCUCUUCUCAAGAUUGAGAAUGAAGACCUGCAAUCACUUGCAUGUUCUGUUCUCUGCAACAUUGGCAGCCAUAUAGAGGUGAGGGUUGCUGUGUCGGCAACUGAUGCAACUGGGGUUAUUGUGCAGCUCUUGAGUUCUCCUAAUGUAAUGAUCCACUCAAGAGCUUCAGUGGUGAUUGCUGACUUGGCUUGUGUCGACAAUAACCAGGACAAGAUUGCAGAGCAAGGUGGUGUUGAAGCUCUUGUUAGUUUAUUGGAAUCAAAAGUGGAGCAUGUGUUGGUUAAUACUGUCAAUGCCAUUCGUGUUCUGGUGGAAGAACACAAGAACAAUCAAACCACAGUUGCAAACAGUGAUGCAGUUGAAAUUCUUAUAGAUCUUCUUGGAACAUAUUCAAAGAGACUUCAAGCCAACACUGCAGCCUGUCUCAGUGCACUAGUCAAGCAUCACCAUGAGAACCAAAAUCUAGUUAUUGCAAAGGGGGCUGUCAAGCCAUUAGUUAAACAGCUGAGAAACACAAGUUCUUUGUGCCAAGUGAAGGCAGCUAGUGCUUUAGAGGCACUGGCAGAAAAUAAUCCAGAUGCACAAGGGAUCAUAGAGAAGGCAGAAGCAGCAAAGCCAUUGAUCAGAUUGCUAAAGGUGUGGUCUAUUGAGGUCAAAGAACAAGCUGCUGGGGCCCUCUGGGCAUUAGCUGGAGCAGUUCACCUCCAACAGCAAGAAAUAGCAGGCUUGAUUGGUGUUAACAUACUGGUUGACAUGUUGAUGCUCAAGUCUGAGGUACUACAGUAUAUAAGUGGCAUGGCUAUGAUUGCAUUGGGCACAGAAAACAUAGAGAACCAGAAUAAGAUAGUAGCUGGAGGUGGAGUACAACCUCUAGUGAGGCUGUUACGGUCUGGAAAGACUUCAGAAAAGGUCCUGCUGAUGGUGAUUCGCGUGCUUGGGGUACUAUGUGUUGGUCCAGCACAUCAAUCCAACAAGUCUACCCAGGUAGAAAUAGCAAACGCUGAGGCCUUGAUAACACUGGUGCAUUUACUUAGGACAUCUAGGGUAUCACUGAUCCAGGUCGAGACAGCCAUCUGUAUUGGAAAAAUAGCCCUGAACAACACCACCACACAAAAGAUUCUAUCAGAGCAGACAAAGUUUCGAGUUGUUGACAUAAUGCACUUGCUGAAAGACCCCGACCAAGAGGUUCGCUUGAAGUCCGGCAUGGCUCUUGCUACUUUUGCCUACAAUAACACCACUCAACAAUAUGCCAUCAAGAAAGCUGGAGGUCUGCUGUUGAGCUCAUUUGAAGAGUUUCUGACAUCUCCUAAGCAGCUGCACCAGGCUCACGCUGCCUUCCAGAUCAUCGUUCUGGCGCGAGUGAUAGGAGACUGUGACCAAGUGACGCUUACAGCACGUGGAGUGGAGCUGUUGGUUUCCUUAUUGCGCUCAGAAGAACAGGCAACACAGAUACUGUCCGCUAGUCUGACAGCGAGCCUUGGUCACACAAGAGCAGGGAUCCCUGAUGCUCUGAUUACUGCAGGAGCUGUGGAAUCGCUUCUCAAAAGCUUGUUCUCUGAUAACGAAGGAGUGCGCAUAAGUGCAGCAGUAGCACUGGGAUACCUGUCAUUCAACCGCACUGCAGAGCGUUUAAUGCUGGUAGCAUGUCGCAAUACGCCUGGUCUCUAUGACAGUCUGUUGGCUAAUCUUGGUGGCGGGAAACUUUCCAUGAUAUUUAUUGAUGACUGGAAUGAAACCAAGGGCGUUGGACUUCCAUCAGAAAGUCUUGAAAUAAAUGGAGGACCACCUGUACCGAAGAAAGACGCACCUAGAGAAGUUCGCCGUCGUCCUCAUACUACCCAACCAUCAACACGCAGAGCCCGCAGGCAAGAAAUGUCUUCAAAGCGAAUUGCAUCCGCGCCCGUCAUGGACAGCUACAGGAACCAAGUCAAAGGUAAAGUUAUUCAAGCCAUGAAGACUACUUCGUCGAGCCGUAAAACAAUGUCACCUAGGUUGACCGAAGGAGAGUACGAUGAUCCUGUUGAGGCAGCAGCUGGCUUGUGGAAAACUAAACUACUAGCACACAGGCCAAACUUGGAUAAUAAGCUAAAGAAAAUGACCAUAAGUGAAAGUGUAGUAGAUUAAAAGUAAUGAAAGGGCCUCUAAAAAUACCCGACAUCUAAAAUCUGCAGUAAUUCUUUACAAAAAAAUGUAAUUCUAAGUUAUCAUUUUUAGCAUAAUUGUACAUAAUAGUAAUCAUAAGUUAUUGUGUUAAUUAUAAUAUAUAAAUAUGUUUUGCGCGUUAAUUAUCGUAGAAGAUAAUGUAGGGCAAGACUUGUACCGAAAGUUAAUUAGUUGAUUAGAAAAAUAACAGAACCAGAAUGGUAGGCAGUUGCGCACAUACAAUAGUAUUUCAGGAUUACGAUUAAGAUAGUUUGCGCACUCGUAAUGAGCUUUUAAGAUAGUUCAAGAUAUUUUAUAGGACUAGAAUACGAUGUCUAAUGUAAAUACACGCACAAGGAAAAGAAUAAUAAUAUACAUUGUGAAAUGCAUCCCGCUCUAAUAAUCUAGUUACAAGUAAGACAUGACACGACUUGACUAGAAUAUCUAGGUAUUUUUCAUAGUUUCCUAUACGUUAGUUCUAAUGUAAAUGCGCACACGUGUGAAACGGCCUUCCGUUCUUAUAACUUAGUUACAAGUGGGAGACAGAGACAAAACAUCGAGUUUUUCUAUUGUUCCAAUUCAAGCGCCGAAAACUUUAGUUAUUGCGUGAUCGAUGUUAAAUAAUUUUUAAAUCAAAGUUUUAGUCUAAUUUGCGUGGAAAAAUAAUUUUAAAAAAAUUUUUAUCGAUACUCUAAAGAACAAUUUAUACAAAUAAAGAAUAUUUAAAUACUGA
This is a messenger RNA of Actinia tenebrosa (Australian red waratah sea anemone), 5679 nucleotides long. RefSeq names its product ankyrin and armadillo repeat-containing protein. NCBI's taxonomy places the organism in Eukaryota, Metazoa, Cnidaria, Anthozoa, Actiniaria, Actiniidae. Gene Ontology annotation, molecular function: protein binding. The record is from RefSeq and is a predicted model, not a curated record.